Messenger RNA from Rhipicephalus microplus (southern cattle tick), 1692 nucleotides. RefSeq names its product acetylcholinesterase-1-like. Gene Ontology annotation, cellular component: plasma membrane. The record is from RefSeq and is a predicted model, not a curated record. Gene Ontology annotation, biological process: choline metabolic process; acetylcholine catabolic process. NCBI's taxonomy places the organism in Eukaryota, Metazoa, Arthropoda, Arachnida, Ixodida, Ixodidae. Gene Ontology annotation, molecular function: acetylcholinesterase activity.
AUGGUCCUGCUGACGACGGGGGGCAAGAGGCGACACGAAGAGCAGCCGAGAAAGAGUGUCCUCGCGGAGGGCAACGGCAGCUUGAUCGUGCAGACCACCGCAGGCCUCGUUCAGGGCGUCGAGAUCACGGCGCACGGAAGGACCUUGCACGCUUUUUACGGAAUACCUUACGCCGACCCACCCGUGGGAGAGCUGCGUUUUCUGCACCCCGUGCGAAGGACGCCCUCCACAAAUGUCAUAAUGGCGACCAAGAAGAGACCCGCUUGCCCGCAGGAGUCUUACUGGUUCAGCACGGAGUACGUCAACUCCUCGAGCUUCGACGAAGACUGUCUCCACCUUAACCUGUGGACGCCCAGCGUCCGCGCCAACGACGCGCUGCGCCCCGUUGUCGUGUACCUUCACGGCGGAGGCUUCCAAAAUGGCGGCAACAACCUGCACAUCUACGAUGGCAGCCAUUUUUCUGCGUUGGGUGACGUUGUGGUCGUGGUGCCCAAUUACAGGGUUAACGUGUUCGGCUUCUUGUACGUCGGUACGCCAGACGCCCCCGGUAACCAAGGCUUAUGGGACCAACGACUCGCGCUGCUCUGGGUGAGGGACAACGCGCGUGCUUUCGGCGGGGAUCCAGAGCAAGUAACGUUGAUGGGCCAGAGCGCGGGAUCGAUCUCGGUCGGCUAUCACGUGCUGUCUCCGCUCACACGACACCUAUUUCAGCGAGCCAUCAUGCAGAGUGGUACGCCCUUCUACAAGGUGGAAGAGAACCAAAUCACGGGACCAGAGAAGGCAAGACGAAUGGCGGCCAGGCUCUGCGGCCCACAUCUCCUUCGAAGGCCUAUGGCACACGUGGUUGAAUGUCUCAGGAAUCAGACGACACAGAAGCUCCUCGGUGCCGUCAAAAUGGUGUUAGGGCUCAAGGCGUCCUCUUUUAUACCUGUUUCCGGGGACGACCUGCUGCCUAAAGACCCACUGUCAACCAUGGCUAAUGGCAGUGCGCCUCCGGUGGACCUGCUGAUAGGUGUGAACGAGAACGAGGGUACAUACUUUCUGAACAAGCUGUAUCAAACCAUGGGCAUCACCGACCCUUUCGUUAUGAGCAACAGACAGCACGUCACUAUCGUGAAGCUCCUUGUCAACUACGCCCUCUGGGAGGCACCCGACGACCUCAUGGAGGGUCUACUGGCCAACGUUACCGACGGGACGUCAACGCCAGACAUAGUUCGACACUUGGCCGAUGGGAUCGGGGACGUGGCUAUGCGCUGCCCGACGCAGUACUUCUCGGAGUUUGUGCUGCGCCAGCGGGGCUCGCGCCUCUACCACUACGAGUACGGCUACCGGCCGCUCAAGGCGAACUUCUGGCCGCCCUGGAUGGGCGUCACGCACUUCGACGAGUUCCCUUUCGUCUGGGGAUACGUGUUCGACCGGCCCGAGCUGCUGACACCACGCGACGCGGACUUCAGCCAGAUGCUGAUCGGCCUCUGGAGCUCGUUCGUUCACAAUCGUACCAUGGAGGCAGGGAGGACGCUGUGGCCGCCGAAUGAGCGGCGGCUGGCCACCACCCUUCGACUCGUGGAGCAACCUCGGGUUCAGAGUGCUGGCUCGACGCAGACGUGCACCUUGCUACGCAAGUACAUCGUGCCUUACAGGCUGAACAACACGACACCGGAGCCUCCUCGUAGUGACGCUCAUCGACGCUGA